AUGGCAGACGCAACAGAAAAGGUAUACAAAGCCUGGCCUUCGGGCCCGCCUACGUACCAGCAGGCCAACACCGACCAGGGCCGGGAUAUCACACAGAGCAAGCAUUGGAACUAUUCGCUGUUCGACUGUUGCAGUCCAGGAUCACUCUGUCUGACUGCCUGCUGUCUCCCAUGCCUAACAUUCGGAAAAACGCGAGCCAGAACGCGCGAUGCAAGCUUGCAAGACUUUCACUACAUCAACACAGAUUGCUCACUUUUCACCUUUCUUGGCUUUUUCUAUUCGCACUGGAUCAUCCAAACCAUCCGACGAGGCGAGAUGCGCGAGCGAUUCGGAAUCGAGGGCAGUUGCUGCGGGGAUUGCUGUGCUGCUUUCUGUUGCGGUUGCUGUGCCAUUAUACAGGAGGAGAAGGAAGCCGAGUUGAGGACGAGACCCGAGCUGACGGGGUAUCAGGCUCCGGCUCAGAUGGGCUAUUCGUGA
Aspergillus wentii DTO 134E9 is the source of this 477-nucleotide messenger RNA. RefSeq names its product PLAC8 family protein. Lineage: Eukaryota; Fungi; Ascomycota; Eurotiomycetes; Eurotiales; Aspergillaceae. The record is from RefSeq and is a predicted model, not a curated record. The coding region runs from base 1 to 477 and encodes 158 amino acids. The transcript is spliced from 3 exons.